This is a messenger RNA of Anopheles darlingi, 1893 nucleotides long. RefSeq lists its product as uncharacterized. Bases 39 to 1838 code for a protein of 599 amino acids. Lineage: Eukaryota; Metazoa; Arthropoda; Insecta; Diptera; Culicidae. The record is from RefSeq and is a predicted model, not a curated record. The transcript has 4 exons.
UUUGAAUUGCAGUCAUCGAUCCGCGUGGUCGUAAACACAUGUCGGCUGUCAUCGCCUAUUGUUUUUGUUUGUUUGGGCGCGCUUUUCCCGGAUUUCGCGGUAAAAAAGGAAUGAGCCCCCACGAUGCCGAAAUCCCGAAAAGCCUGCAAAAUCAGUUAAUUUUUAGUGAGAAGUUGCACCUGGACCGAAGGACAAUCGUAGUGUAUGGAGUGACGAGAGAUCUGCGGUUGUUGGAGCUGCAAAAGAAAAAUGUUAACGGUUCCGUUUCUCUUGGAAUUUCAACUCCCACGACGGCUUCGGCGGGGUUUUUCGAGGAUACCUCUGUGGAAAUGGAAACGGCGGACGCCGAAGCGACUGAAACGGAGCAACACCCGCGCACGAUCAAAGUGCACAUGUUCUGUGCAAACGAUGGAGCAUCGAGAACGCGCUUUAUUCUUGUGCAACUCGAUCGGACUCUGAUUGUGGUGGAGCGAAGUGAUCCGCGAACGCUCGUGGUACACUCACGGUACGACGAGUUUCGGCAGUUUUCAUUUGUCGAUCACCCCCACAGACCCGGUGCCUGCGCGGUGCGCAUCGAGCUGGACCAGCAGCUUCGCGUUGAACCGAUCGUUACGGAUUUUCUGGGAGGCCCGGUUGCGCCGGGCAUCGAACUGGAAGCCAGAAUUAGCUGUUUCGAUGAAGUGCUGAAAAUGCUAAAGCAGCACACUGCCGAACGAAAGGUGGAACUCCGGACGGCUCAGCUUACCGUGAGUCAGCUCUUCAACGACAUCCACCAGUCGCAGAAAAUCGUUCCAGAUGCCCUGCGCUGUUCGGAUCCCGAGGGCAUGCUUCCGCUGGUGAGGUAUGGUGAAGUUUGGAAACGGAUACACAACGAUCGGUUGGUGAUCGGUGUCCCCCUGUACAAUUGUACGUACGAAAGACGGUUAACAUUGAAAAACCUCUCGCUGGUAAUGGUUAGUAGAGACCUCAAACAUCUUGAUUACAUCAGCCAAUUUUAUCAAAUAAAGGAUGACGAUUUCGAUUUCAAGUCGUACGAUGAAUUCAUGGAGAUGGAAGAUACGAUUGAACGAUCGUUGUCUUUUGGCAUGGAGUGGACAGCUGACAAGAUAAAUGUUUUACAUCCCGAGCAAACUGGAGUACACGUUGCUUGUUUCGAUUUAUCAUCGCUGCUGCAGCAUGGUCCCGAUGUUUGCCUUGAUUGCCACGUUACCUAUAGGGUCGCUACGAUUGAGAAAGAGUGCGUAGAACUACAGCUAAACGUGGGACCGUUGACUAUACCGCGUACGCAGCUCUACAGUACCGCCCUUUCCAUACAGCUGUUCAGCGAAGGGGAAACAUAUCGCGAUUUACUGACCAUUACUUGCACAUCCGAACAGCUUGCAAUAGAAAUCAGUUACAAGUCGGCGCACGUCGGCAUUGGCUUAAAAGACUUUUUUGUCGGUAGAUUAGGGUUUGCCGAAGUGCUAUCAAGCGUGGAAGAUCGAAGUUUACUAUAUUGCGGCGAUAAUUCAUACUGGCAGGGUACGCUGAUAAGGUUGGAUCGAUUGAUUGACCAACGCAUGAAGGCGAAACUAUACUGCAGAUUCCUUCAUCAACUGGCUACAUUAGUUCAGUCAAUAUAUUCGGACUAUGAAGAGAUCUGUACGGUCAGGAUCUGCGCUACCAACGAGAACGGUACCGCAUCUGAACUGAAACAACGUCUACUAGAAGAACUUAGCACGAAACUAGACCAUCCAACCAACGUGGACGAAUGUAGGCGGAGGGAGUUCUGCACGGAUAUCAUUUAUUGCUCGUUGUCAACGAUAGCCCGAGACCGCGAUGAUAGUGACACUAGUUAACACUAACCAAAUCUUGCCCAUCACCAUUUCCACGAUUGUCGAUGCCAACGUGAAC